UUUGAGUGCCUUUUCUCUAGCAUGCCGCUGUUCAUUAGUAACAUGAAGGCCGGUCAUGCUCAAAGAAAAGCUGAGCCUCAGCUAUCUGUCUCUAGUUUCGUCUCAUCCGCUCGGUCUUCCGACACAUUAACAAAAAAUAGUCAUACCGUCAUCUCGUACAGUACCGAAAUAGUAGGCAAGUUCCAGGAGUUGAAGGAGUUAUCACAUCCAAACCUCUGCCAGUACAUCGACAUCGCAGUGGGCAAACAGAACCGAUUAUUUUUUGUACAGGAAUCGUAUGAUGAGUCUAUGGAUCUUCGAAAACUCAACUUUAGCAAAAAAAAUAUCGAUGAAAAACUAAGUCAGCUCCGAAUAUGGACACAGCAAAUUCUCAGUGCACUCAGCUAUUUGGAAAAACAUGGCAUUGAACAUGAAACACUACACCCUCGAAACAUUCUCUUGGACGAAAAGAACAAUAUCAAGUUAUACGAUUACGGACUGGGACAUAUGACUAAUUACGGAAAAAACAUCGACUUUCCGUUACAAUACCCUAAUUACACUCCUCCUGAGCGAAUCCUAACGACGCAAGAUACACGCCCCAAUUCCAAGGCUACCUUAUGGUCACUGGGCAUCAUUUUAUGUGAAAUUCUAUACGCAACAUCUUUUUGGAAGACUACCGAUCUAGGCUUGAUUUUCGAUUCAAUUUCGGGCAUUAGACAAUGGUCAAUCGAUAGCCCAGAUGCGCAAUUUUGGAAUCAUGAAGAGGCAACCCAUUUGGAUAUCAAUAUGACUAUCCUAGAUUUUCUUCACCUUUGUGAGAAUCGUACGAACAAUGAGGACAAGGAAAAAUCAGAUACCAUUGAAAUGAUGAAUCUAAUUAUUUGGCUUGUGAACGGUAAUCCGAGAAAUAGACCAACCAUUGAUGAAGCGAUUGCAAUUAUUGGUGAACCGGUGCGUGACGAUGUACCUAAAUGGCAAGCUGGACCUAUAAUACGAUCGCUCGACGUAGAACUGGAGGAGGAUAUAAAGAAAGAGGAUACUGCUCACAGGGAGGGUUUGGUACCUCUAGCCGAAAUGCCUUUACAACAUGUAUAUUACCUAUGGAAGUUAGCGGGUGGAGAUGUUGAGCUGGAAAUGACAAGAGUUGGACUUCUUCUUGCCACACCAGUUAUUGAACUGUUGCCGCGGAUCUGCCGUGUGCAGGAUGGGAAGGAAUCAGGAUCUUCUGGUCAGGAUACUGCUCAUCUAUACUCAAGUGCUGCCAGCAUUUUACGUUUGGACGAAUUACACCUUAGACUAGACAGUACCAGCCAGGUCGAUAGAGACAUGUUUGAAUGGGACACCAAUUAUUUUAUGGUCGUGGACGAAAAGGACGUCAACUUUUUGAUCGAGGAAACAGGCGAAGACGCACAGAUGAUAAGUCCUGAUCAAGAAGAAGAGGACUUCAUAUUCGUCGAAAUAGGGGACACUGCUUCCGUUGGACGGCCUCGACUGGGAAGCGGGCAGUCUUUUGCUUCGUCUCCAGGGUCGACACCCAAUAUUAUGGACAAUGUUUAUCCUGCCUCCACCGCAUCAACUCCGAGCAUCCGGUCUAAUCCAUCUUUCACCAAUUCAAACCAAAUACCGAAAUUGCCGUUAAUCCAAAGAGAAAAGGCUCCUCUCUAUCAAUUCCACCGUGUAAACCUGUUUACAUCGCUACUCAACCAAUACCCAGCAUCAAGGAAUGAAAUCAUAUACCAUGCAAAAGUUGACAUUCCUCCCAUACUUCGUGAUCGGGUGUGGGCUGCCAUCUUAGGAGUAGACAGCGACUAUCAAGAAGUUUAUGCACGUAUCGACAAAAUUACAGACUUUGGAACUGAUAGACAGAUAGAAGUUGAUGUCCCUCGCUGCCAUCAAUACAAUCCACUAUUAGCGUCAUCCACUGGCCACGCCAAGCUUCGUCGACUCCUCAAGGCGUGGGUGGCGGAUAAUAAGGAGUUGGUGUAUUGGCAAGGAUUGGAUUCAUUGUUUGCGCCAUUCCUAGUGCUCAACUUCAACGACGAGGCUUUAGCGUUUGCUUGCGUUGAAAAGUUCAUUCCCAAAUUCCUCAAAAAUUUCUUUUUGAUGGAUAACGCCCCGGUAUUGCAAGAAUAUCUCACCAUUUUCCGCCACAUAUUGAGUUUUCAUGAUCCCGAACUGUCUGUCCAUUUAGAUCUCAUUGGCUUUAUGCCUGAUCUUUAUGCAAUCCCUUGGUUCUUGACUUUGUUCACCCAUGUAUUCCCGUUGGAUAAGAUAUAUCACUUGUGGGACAAGCUUCUUGUUGGACCAUCUUCCAUUCCUUUAUUCGCAGGCGUGGCUAUCCUUCGACAAAUUAGGGAUGUCCUGCUAGCUUCCGAGUUCAAUGACUGCAUCACUCUGUUUUCGGAAAGCUUUCCUGAAGUAGAUAUUGAAAAAUGCAUCUUGAGCGCUAUGACCAUGUGCAAAGUCACGCCUAGUAGUGUACUGCGUCGGAAUUAUCGCCCCGACCUUGAAGAGCCACAGACUAUUCCUUCGGAUUUGCCUAGUGUUGAAGUGAGGAAAUCUGAGAUCGCGCCCAGGUUGUCCUUAUCGGACUACUUGAAGAUCAUGCCGUUUGGCCUUGGGUUAGAUGUUCGAACUAAUGCUCAGUUUAAAAAAGGACAUAUGCCUUCGUCUAUGAAUGUACAACCACAACAGUUGACGACCUUCGCUCCGAUCCUGAAAAAACUUAACAAGAAGUACCAUACGGUCAUUGCCGACGAUGAUUCAUUAGGCUCUGAGGUGGCUACUGAACUGGUUAAAAACGGAUUUUCAAGAGUCAGUAUGCUCCAGGGUGGGAUACAUGCUGUUGACAGCUCCCAGCAAGUCGACAUGUGUACAUGCCGUCCCCAGAAGCAAACCACAACUAACUACAAAAGCAAAGGAUUCGAUCCACCUUUUGUCAUUUUAAGAUGCAAAAACACAAAUUUAACCCAAAAUCAUUGAAAAUCACAGUCUCCAAUGUAGCAAAUAAAUAAUGUAAUAUAAAGAUUGGAGAUUAACUAAGAGAAAGCUCAUGCGCUAGGAUGAGUAAACUUGUCAGUUAUCAUGGAGAUAUAGAAAUAAUAGUAGCGUAAUAAGCUUCCCCGAUAUGGA
Umbelopsis ramanniana AG is the source of this 3111-nucleotide messenger RNA. RefSeq lists its product as uncharacterized. NCBI's taxonomy places the organism in Eukaryota, Fungi, Mucoromycota, Umbelopsidomycetes, Umbelopsidales, Umbelopsidaceae. Gene Ontology annotation, biological process: activation of GTPase activity; protein phosphorylation. The record is from RefSeq and is a predicted model, not a curated record. Gene Ontology annotation, molecular function: protein kinase activity; GTPase activator activity; ATP binding. The transcript has 13 exons. The coding region runs from base 22 to 2961 and encodes 979 amino acids.